Folsomia candida is the source of this 5362-nucleotide messenger RNA. Its product is annotated as ATPase family AAA domain-containing protein 2. Gene Ontology annotation, biological process: positive regulation of transcription by RNA polymerase II. Gene Ontology annotation, cellular component: nucleus. The record is from RefSeq and is a predicted model, not a curated record. The transcript has 14 exons. The coding region runs from base 288 to 4730 and encodes 1480 amino acids. Gene Ontology annotation, molecular function: ATP hydrolysis activity; ATP binding; histone binding. Lineage: Eukaryota; Metazoa; Arthropoda; Collembola; Entomobryomorpha; Isotomidae.
UAUCCCUCCUCUUCACGCAGAAUCGUCAUUUUUACGUUCUCCAAUUUUUUACCAAGUUUAUAAGACUGGAAUUUAUUUGGAAAAUAUAAAUUUCUAAUUUACAAAAUUUCAAAUUGAACGAGGUCCCCAAUAAUCGGUAAUCACGUUUGGGUGGUCUGGCAGGACGGAGUCAGUCGGUUUCGUUUGGUGGGAAUUUUUUGGAGGGAGGGAGGUGGGACAAGAGAUUAAAAAAAGACUGACUAGUAAUUGACCUCUGACCUCGUCACGACCGUGUUCAUAAGAUAAGCAUGAGCCGCGAGCUCCGGAGUUUGCACGAAGAUCAGAAAAAUUCGUUAGCUUUUGGAGGCACGACCGCGACAGCGACGUCGUCCCGACGAGCUGGAGGAUAUUCGGAAUCUGUCAAAGAAAAUAUGAAGAUUUUACCUUCUAGUUCUUCCCCUUCCGUUGUUGCAGUUGUUAAGAACAAGGCCCCGGAAGGUGACGAUAUGGACGAUGACGACGACAUAUAUGUCCCCCUCGUUGAGAAGAAAACGUCGCCACGACAUCAUCACAAUCGCUAUCGAGAUGAAAAUCACGAUCGGAGUAGUCGUCGACAUGAAGAUCGCUUAUCAUCCCCUCCACCAGCACCGGUUGGGAGGAGAACGACGCGAAAUUCGAGUACCACGUCGCCGUUGGAAGAUUCCAAGAAGGAGUGUAGAAUUGUGUUGACGUCGAGUCGGCGGAAUAAUAUUCCAUCUAGAAAGGUGAACGGUUUAGACUCUGAGGACGACUCGCAAUCCGAAACUGAGGUCGACAGUGAUGACGACAAGGAGAUGAAAGCCAAGAAAAAGAAGUCGCCAUAUCGUUCUUCCCCGAAACCAGCAGAGGUGGAAAAUGGUCACAUGGACGAUGAAGAGACAGACGAUGUCGACUAUAACGGCGAAGACGAGGUGGUUGACGAGGACGAGACCGACGAUGCCUCGCAUGGCGAAGAUAGUAGCACGGAUGAUAACGAAACGUACAAAAUUUUACGUUCGUCACGAGCUGCGUCGCUGACAUAUUCCGAUAAGGACGACGGCCGUCGCCGAUCGACUCGUCCCCGUCAUAUUAUACGAGGUACGUACCACGACUCUACUUUGUCCUGGGUGGUUGGAGGGGGUGGAGAGGCGAAAGGUUACUUUCGUCCGAGCUCCCUCACUCGGGCGUCAGCACGGCGCCUCGUCGUCUCGUCGAGACCUAGUAGUGCCAAUGUGGGUGGUAAUACGAACGGCAAUGUGGUCGGGACAAGGAGCAGAUCGCAGGAAACCAUUGCCAUCGUGCAAGAAGAAUUGGAAGUGUCAUCGGCCGAGGAGAAUGGACACGUUGUGGCGACAGAUGACAAUGAUACGAAUGACGACAUGUACUCUCGCGUGAAAAAGAGACGAGUCAUGACCCGAAACAGGUCCAAAUCGUCCUCCGUGGGUGUUGGGAAGAAGAAAAGUAGUCAGAUCGAAGAGGAACCCGUGUGUCGAAGAUUGCGCGAUAGGAAUAAGUUGAGUCGAAAUAGUGGAAAUCUUUAUGAAUCUGAAGCACAACUGGAUAAAAUUUUACGCAAGAAUCGUCGCCACAAACGUCGUCGGGGUGAGAAGCUAUCGAAUUCGUCUUCAUCAUCGUCCUCCUCCACGGACUCGGACGACACCCAGAUCAAGUCGCCAUCAAAGAAAAAGCGCAAAUUCGGCGUGCCCAGUGGUGGCGAAGGGGUCGACAAUUUACUCCGCGGACAUGGCCUCGUGGCGAAGAAAGAGCUCAAAAUGCUGAUGGAAGUCCAGCCCGUAGCGGUGGAUCCGUCCAUCACGUUCAAAUCGGUGGGUGGAUUGGACACCUUUAUCGACAAGUUGAAGGAAAUUGUGCUAUUUCCUCUGCUCUACCAUGAGUUUUAUGAAGGGCGCGGUAUGUCAGCGCCCAAGGGAAUUCUUCUCCAUGGACCACCAGGGACGGGAAAGACCCUCCUGGCCAGAGCGUUGUCUAACGAGUGCGCCAACAUUAAUGGGAGAAAGGUGUCAUUCUUUUUGAGAAAGGGAGCCGAUUUAUUGAACAAAUUCGUGGGUGAAUCGGAACGUCAGCUAAGGAUGUUAUUCCAACAGGCCGCCCUUCACCAGCCGAGUAUAAUUUUCUUCGACGAGAUUGACGGCCUUGCGCCAGUACGAUCAGCGAAAUCUGACCAGAUCCACAACUCGAUUGUGUCUUCAUUGCUCGCGGAGAUUGAUGGGCUGCAAGAUCGCGGCCAGAUUAUCGUGAUGGGGAGCACGAAUCGGCUGGAUUUUGUCGACCCAGCUCUCCGACGGCCGGGACGAUUCGAUUGUGAACUUCCCAUCUUUUUACCGACGAGAAAUGGACGCCGAGACAUUUUACAAGUGCACGUCUCCAAGUGGAAGGAUCCCCCGCAAGUGGAACUCUUGGAUGAGUUGGCCGACCGAAGUGUCGGCUUUAACGGGGCUGAUUUGAAAUUCCUUUGCUGGCAGGCCACCAUGAAUUCGCUGCGUCGCACGUACCCUCAGAUUUACGGGUCGUCGCAGAAGUAUCUCUUGAACUACGACUCGAUCAAGAUGGACCGUGAGGAUUGGGAGGAUGCCCUUGCGUCAAUUUCUCCAUCGACGCAACGCUCGCUUUUCUCGACCUAUUCGCCCGCCCAGCCGCUGCCUGGCUUUGUGCAGCCCCUUCUGCGGAAACAGUUGAGGGUCGCGGUGGAGUUUUUGGAGGGUUUGUUCCCCCAUGAUUCGCCCUCUCUUUUGGCGGAAUCGAGCGUGAAACGGCUUCUUCUCCAGGCCGAGGGGGAAAGCGGGUUGAAUACGUUCAUCGUCCCAGCCUUGCUCCACUUGUUGGAAAAGGUCCCCGUCUACGUACUCAGCUUCGAAGCGUUACACAUGGAUGGAGGAAAUGUAGAGUUUUGUGUGACACAGAAAUGCAUGGAAGUUAUGAAGCAGCCGAAACCCUGCAUCUGUUACCUGCCCGAUCUUGAACGUCUUUGUGACCUGUUGAGCGACGCGUCAAAAGAAAUCAUGAUCCGCAUGAUGGCACAAAGUCUGACGAAACCGAUCCUCUUUCUCGCCACCGUUGAGGGCCAGCUGGAUCACACUUUCGGCGAAAAUUGCGACCUUUCGAGUCUCUUUGUAAAUCACGUCGUUCGGCUGCCGCGACCGUCCGUGAGUACAAUUCAACUCUUUUUCCAACCCGUUUUCGAAUUGGCUACGAAGGUGAAGCGAGUCGUGGAGGCGGAGUCGAGGGAAUUGGAACAGCUCGCACUCGCCCCACCCGAAGAUAACUCGUCUGUCCCGAAGUGGACGAAGGAAGAACUUGAAGCGAUAGAGAAACGGGAAAAUUCUACAUUUAGAGAAUUGAGAAUUUUCCUGAGACAGAUUUUAACUAAGUUGGCUCGAAAUAAGAAAUUUGAAGAGUUCACCUGUCCCGUGGACAUAGAGGAAGUUCCCGACUAUCUGGAAGUCAUCGAACGUCCCAUGGACUUUGAGGCGAUGAUGUUUAAACUCAAUUCGAACUCGUACUACACCGCGAGGCAGUUUUUAGACGACAUUGACCUCAUUUAUACCAACUGUUUGGCGUAUAAUCCGCAUAAAACGGAAUCGGACAAGCGUCUCCGACUACGUGCCUACGAGUUGAAAGACUUUGCCGAAAAACUAAUCGAAGACGAAAUGGACUCCGAUUUUGAGCGAGAAUGUCACAAAAUUAUAAAAGCCCGAGGUAAACGGAACAAAACGACGAGUGGUGGAAAUUCGAAUGCCAACCCGGAAUCGAGUAAUGGUCAAGUUAAAGAACUUGCUGUGGUCUCGUCCUCCUCCACCAACGUUGUGACGCCGUCCACCUCGACACGAAAUAGAGUCGACCCAUCAACCUCGUCUACUUCCCGACCAGCCUCAGCCAAGACGAAGCGACGAAAAUCCUCCGCAUGGUCGAAGGGAACCAUUCAAAAAAAGAAGUGUAAACGACCGAAUUCAUCCUCUGUGAGAAACUUGGAGGAUAAAAAUUUCAGUCAGAUUGUAAUUGAGGAAGAAAAGGGAGAAGAUGACGAGGAUGACGAAGACGAGGAAGUUGACGUUGUAGGUGACGAUGAUGAGACGAUUUCUCCCACCGUAGAAACGACAGAAUCUUCCUCCUCUGCAGCCGGGAAGCUUCGCGCAGUGCCGCGUCUAAGUCAGUCGUCGUCUUCCUCGACAAGUCCGCCAGGGUCGGGUGGAACUGUGCCAAAUUCGUCCAGUCCGGGUGCCGCCACUCCGAACGGUCCUUGUGAUAAUGAUUUCUAUCCGUGUAACAAUGCUGCCACGUUUGGACCCAAGUUUGACCACUUAUUGACAAAAACGGUCCACCAAUGUCAAAAUUUGAGUGUCGUCAAGCUUAUCGAUCUGCGCUUCCAAGUCCUCCGCUUGGUAACGAAGCAUCUCUCUUCUCCCGAUAAGACGGCCCUUUAUGGAGAAGUGAAAGCCUGGUUGAAGAAAAUCUCGCCAUCGUUGACCGCUUCACCGUCAUCGGCUUCUUUUGUGACUACUACGACGACAUCAUCAUCCUUCACCCCGCGUCAUCUGCAACGUCCAUUCAACGCGGUGGGGGGAAAAAGUACCCCGACUUUGGUAGUAGAAAGUGGGGCGAAAGUUGUCGCCCCUCCGGCCUCCAGUGCUCCGGCCAGGUUACGUUUCACCGGACUAGAACGACUCCAACAGCAGCGGAGGAGUAGUGGCAACACCAAGAACAAUAAAGACUGAUGACUUGAUGUCGAUAUAUUUAAUUAUUUAAUUAAUAUUUAAUUAUUAAACUAAUAUUUAAUUAUUUAGCGUAUUUAUUCGCUCAAUGAAAAGUUACGAGCUUGUAAAACUAUACGAUUCUCAAUGCACGUAUUAUCUUAAUUCUCUACAAAUACUGUUUGUAAAAUAGUCAAUGUUUUCAGAAAUUUUUCAAGUUUUAGAAAAGUAAAGAUCGUUUAAACGACGUUUACUAUACUCAAUUUUGUGAAAAACUGUAAUGCUACAAAUUAUAUACUACACUGCCAUUCAACAUUUUUAAUGAAAAUGACGGACAAUUUUUCAAAAAUUUCAUGAUGUGUACCUAUGUAGUUUUUGUAAGAUGUAAGUAUAUGCUCAAAAUUUCUGGGUCAUUUUUCAUAAAAUAAACUCUCGUCUCAUUUUUUACUCAUACUUUUACAGUGUUUGAGUGAUUUUUAUUAUAAAGGAAGCUGGAAGAUACAGGAUGUAAUUGGUUUAUGAAGGGUAAAAUGCAGGUUUUAUGACAAACUUACAUAUGUAACUUUUACAUAAUCGCUGUAAGAAUACUGUUUUUUAAAAAUCGUGAAAAUAAUGUACUUUGACAAUAAAAAGUGAAUAAAAUUCCAAGAAAUUCA